Molecule: messenger RNA, 990 nt
Organism: Osmia bicornis bicornis
Lineage: Eukaryota; Metazoa; Arthropoda; Insecta; Hymenoptera; Megachilidae
Product: prohormone-1
Exons: 3
Coding region: 96-371 (91 amino acids)
Source: RefSeq, a predicted model, not a curated record
GAUCCUUGCAGCCGCUUACGAAAAAACACUUGCGACAUCCUUUUACCAACAUCUCCUGGGAUACUACUCGACUACUCUUUCCAACAGAAAGCAUCAUGUCGUCGCUACGAAUCGUCCUGUUACUGGCCGUGCUGAUGGUGGCACUGAUCGACUGGUCGACGGCUCUUCCGGCUGUCGACAAGGAGAGACUUUUAAACGAGGUAGACCUGGUGGACGACGACGGAAGCAUCGAGACUGCUCUGAUCAAUUACCUGUUCACGAAGCAGAUCGUGAAACGACUUCGAGAUCAACUGGACAUCGGGGAUCUGCAGCGAAAGCGUAGCUACUGGAAACAGUGCGCCUUCAACGCGGUCUCUUGCUUCGGCAAAUAGAACUCCUACCCUCGUUCGACCCCGAGAAUCGCCACCGUGUCCUUCAUUCUCCGUUUAUCUGUCCCGGCUCUCUUCCUUCCUCGAAACUUUUAAACCCCUGACCGGCACACCUUCUAAUUCUAAUUCUCCUCCGUUUCUCACCGAUUCAACGACCACUUGGCGCAACAUUUCGAACUACCUCGACAUAAAUGUCGUGGAUAAUUGCAUACUGUUUCCUAUAGAAAUGUUAAUGGUAAAGUUUGAUAAUCCUCUGUUCCGAGUUUCGAUCUUGAAAUUAUCUGUAAUUCGCAUAAUCGAGGACGUAGAAUUUCCUUCCGAGAAAAUCGGAACGGAUGUAAGUUAGCAACGAGGCUGUUUCCGCGUUCCGAUAAAUCAUCGGCAACGUUUCUAAAAGAGAAAAUAGUAGAUUAGCGACACACCGGUGUCGAGACGAAGCAGCAUCUUUGCGAGAUACGGUUCGCACUUCGUUUUUUGUCUCUCCUUGUAAAUGGACUUUCUGAUCGUUUGUUAUUCGACAACGGAGCGCGACGUUGCACCCUUGUAAAAUCGACAUUUACGUUCGCGAACACGGUGGCUGUAAUUCAUGGAGAAACUUCAAUAAACUUUAUUUCCGGUUGUA